GGUAAGAAGUAAUAAAUAAUGCAUUACAGUUUUGAAGUAACUUGCCCAACACUGUUUAAAUUCUCCCAAGUUUUUAACUUGCUGUUAAACGACAAUAAUAGAUUAAUCUGAUUCUCCAAACACAGCUCACCCUGACUGCAGGUACGACAUUGACAGUGAAUGACAGCUCUACACAACCCCAUUAAAAAAACACCUGUCUUUUUGAUGGACACCAUGUUGCUCUGCAUUACCAUACCCAACUCUCCUGCUCAGACAAACCAACCUUUGGUAGUUUGGGGAGGAUGACAACCUAAUAAGAAGCACUGACAGCUGAUUCAUGGCCCACAAUUAAUAUUCACCAGGGAAAGUGUGUCCUAUAACCUCUGGAGGCUUUGAGUUUGGCCCUUAGUCCAGCACUUCAAUUCACAACCCAAGCUUUCCCAUCGUUUCCUAAUAAGGACUGGAGGGAUGGAGGAGCCUUCAGCUGUUUUUUCCUCCUCUGUGUCUCUCUCUCUCCUUUCCCUCCUACACUGCAGUCAGGCAGGCAGUGUUAAAUAUCUCAUCUCGUUUUAUUCUCCAGGCUGCCAUCAAUUUCAAGCUGUUCUCCUCUCAUUUACAGCACCGCCACACCAACCAUGAGAUCAAGAUGCACAUCAGUUGCCAAACGAGCAGGUUCACUUGCCUUUCUUGGCACAAAGAGAAGCAGUUGCACGAUAUUCACGACAGUCCUUCACAUCUGUCAGCCGACAUAGCAAUCCUGGAAACAUUAGACUGUUUCCAACAAGAGUAUUUCACAGAGCAGCUGCGGGUGGAGGGGGUGACCCAUCUGCCGAGGACAGUGACCAGUGACGUUCACAGUGCUGAACGUUAUGACGUCUACACGGAGGGAGGGGUUCUGUUUGUCACCAGCAGAAUCCUGGUGGUGGACUUCCUCACGGACCGCAUCCCCGCUCACCUGAUCUCAGGCAUUCUGGUGUACCGGGCUCAUAAAAUCAUCGAGUCGUGUCAGGAGGCCUUCAUCCUGCGUUUGUUCAGACAGAAGAACAAAACCGGCUUCAUUAAAGCCUUCACUGACAAGGCCACAGCCUUCUCCUCUGGCUUCUGCCAGGUGGAGCGAGUCAUGAGAAACCUCUUUGUCAAGAAGCUCUACUUGUGGCCCAGGUUUCAAGCCUCUGUGAACACAGCCCUGGACAAACACAAGCCAGAAGUGGUGGAGCUGCAUGUGUCCCUAACACCGGCGAUGAGAGCCAUCCAGAGCUCUAUUCUGGACAUCAUGGCUGCCUGUUUAAAGGAGCUGAAGCAGUACAACCCUACUCUGGAGGCUGAGGACCUCUCACUGGAGAACACACUAGGAAAUGGGUUUGAAAAGACUAUACGUCACUACCUAGAUCCUCUGUGGCAUCAGCUAGGAGCAAAGACCAAAGGUCUUGUUCAGGACCUCAAGGUUCUCCGAGUUCUCCUGCUCUACCUCACUCAGUAUGACUGUGUCACCUUCCUCAAUCUGCUGGAGUCUCUGCGCUCCAGUCAGAAGAUCUUCGGCUCAAAUUCAGGUUGGCUGUUCCUGGACUCGAGCACCUCCAUGUUUGUUAACGCCCGCAGCAGAGUGUACCGGUUUCCUGAGAACAGAAAGAAACUCAAAGCAGGAGAAGAGGCAGAGAAGCAGAAGUCGUCCACCGCCUCAGAGGUGAAGAGGGAGCUGGUUCUGGAGAAGAGUCCGAAGUGGCAGGCUUUGUCUGAGGUUCUGGAGGAGAUUGAGAAGGAGAACACGAACUCUCAACAUGAACUGGGUCGUGUGCUCAUCUGUGCCAGUGAUGAUCGGACUUGCGCCCAGCUGCAGCAGUACAUCAGACACGGCUCCGACUGGCUGCUGACUAGACUGUACAGCCGCACCAUCGCUAAACAGGACUCUGCUGUAGCUGCUGCCCUCGAGCUGGAAUCACGCAAGAAGGGAAAAGGCUGGGUCAACAACGGAGCCAAGGGCAAGCAGCCUGCAAAGAAAAAACACACAAAAGACAAGAGCCGACCUUCUCUGACCCUCACCCAGAUGAUGGGGAAGAAGGAGGCGGAUGAGGCGGCAGCAGUGGGCAGCAGCGAAGAUGAGGACAAUCUGAUGGAGGGCGAUGGUGGCAAGGAAGAACAGCUGAAGUUGGAUCUGUCAUCAGACGCGUAUUAUGGCAUCCUUAAGGAGCCACUGAUGGUCAUCCACCCUCUGAAGGGCUGCACCGACCCCCACAGUUUGACCCGAGUGCUGCAGGAGGUGGAGCCCAGCUUCGUGGUGCUGUACGAUGCAGAAAUGAGUUUUGUUCGCCAGCUGGAGAUCUACAAAGCUAAUCGACCCGGAAAGCCCCUUAGAGUUUACUUCCUCAUCUACGGAGGCUCCACAGAAGAACAGAAAUAUCUGACGGCUCUGUCCAAGGAAAAGAAAGCAUUCGAACACCUCAUCAGAGAAAAGGCGACUAUGGUCAUCCCAGAGGAGAGGGAAGGACGAGAAGACACCAACCUAGACCUCGCCAGAAACUUGGAGCCUGCUAAUGCCACAACCAACACCCGUAAAGCAGGAGGCCAGGGUCAGCCCAAAGAGCCCUCACGAGUCAUCGUAGAUAUGCGUGAGUUCCGCAGCGAACUGCCGUCCUUGCUCCACCGCCGUGGGCUGGACAUUGAGCCUGUCACCCUCGAAGUGGGCGACUACAUCCUGACACCAGAUACCUGCGUCGAGCGAAAGAGUGUCAGCGACCUGAUUGGCUCGCUGCAGAGUGGUCGUCUUUACACCCAGUGCCUCGCCAUGACUCGCUACUACAGAAAACCAGUCCUCCUCAUCGAGUUUGACCCGGCGAAACCGUUUUCCCUGAUGGCUCGCUCGGAUUUCCGGUUCGAGAUUUCAUCGAAUGACAUUUCUUCCAAACUGACAUUACUCACAUUGCACUUCCCCCGCCUUCGGAUUCUCUGGUGCCCCUCCCCUCACGCCACUGCUGAGCUCUUCCUGGAGCUGAAGCAGGGCCGCCAUGAGCCUGAUGCUUCUGCAGCUCAGGCGGUCACAGCUGAGUCAGACACAGUCGUUGAAUCAGCUGACCUUUACAACCCUGGCCCGUAUGACUUCCUGUUGAAAAUGCCAGGAGUGAAUCCCAAAAACUACAGAGCUCUAAUAAAAAAUGCAGACAGCCUAGCAGAGGUAGCCAGACUCAGCCAGGAAAAGCUGGCAGAAAUCCUCGGCAGUGCUAGCAAUGCUAAGAUGCUGUAUGAAUUUUUGCGUAAUGUUGCUGAUGUCCCUGCUCCAGUACAGAAGACCAAACGUUAAUGAAUCAUUUAUUGUUUAAUAUUUUGUUGGACAUUAAACAGUAUUUUUAAAAUGAAGUGAUGCUGGUUUAUAUGUUGAUGAUUUUGACGCAUAAUUUUGGUGUCAUCUUUUUUCAUUAGAAUAGAUUGUAUGUGUGUGUGUGUGUUUUUGUUUUUUUACUUAUUUGAAACUUUAGAAAAAAUGCAAAUUUAGAUUUUGGUAAUAAAAUAUAUUUUUAAAUGAAA
Nothobranchius furzeri (turquoise killifish) is the source of this 3498-nucleotide messenger RNA. It is a transcript of the gene ercc4, whose product is annotated as excision repair cross-complementation group 4. The record is from RefSeq and is a predicted model, not a curated record. Gene Ontology annotation, cellular component: nucleotide-excision repair factor 1 complex. Gene Ontology annotation, molecular function: single-stranded DNA binding; single-stranded DNA endonuclease activity; damaged DNA binding. Gene Ontology annotation, biological process: resolution of meiotic recombination intermediates; nucleotide-excision repair involved in interstrand cross-link repair; double-strand break repair via homologous recombination. Lineage: Eukaryota; Metazoa; Chordata; Actinopteri; Cyprinodontiformes; Nothobranchiidae.